CUGCGACCCCUACGCGACGCCGGGGGCGAGCUGGCCAACCUCAGCCAGGCGGAGCUGGUGGACCUGGUGCAGUGGACCGACCUGAUCCUCUUUGACUACCUGACAGCGAACUUCGACCGGCUCGUGAGCAACCUCUUCAGCCUGCAGUGGGACCCGCGCGUCAUGGCCCGGCUGCGGCGCCUCUACCGGCGCCACGAACCUCGCUUCCCCGAGCUGGCCGCUCUCGCCGACCCUCACUCUCAGCUGCUGCAGCGCCGCCUCGACUUCCUCGCCAAGCACAUUUUGCACUGCAAGGCUAAAUACGGCCGUCGGCCGGGGUCCUAACAGUAUCCUGGGAGGAGGGGGAGAUUUGGACGGGGAAAAGCUGUCACCUGUGCCAGUGACUGGGACCAGUUGGCCAACGCCCAGCCAAGUGGCUCCGGGCGCAGAAGUGUCUAAAACUUCUGCUUCACCCACCUGCCCUUUUCUUUUAAUCCCACGCUGUUUCCUUUCAAAGUCUGGGAGGGCAAACUCACCGAGGCGAGAAGUAUUAACAUUCCCUCCACCCAGUUUAUAAAAGGAUUAUUUCCGGUGCCGGCCAGGAGAUGGGAUCCGAAGAAACUGGCUGCUUGGCUUUGCCCCCAGCCGGGAUGGUCCCAGUGAAAGAUGCACUCCCUUCUUAGGACACCUCCUCCCACUCCCAUUCCAAAAAAGGAAAACUUCCGUUUGAGCCGUUGAGCUAAUUCUGCAGUUUCCUACAAAACGCAGCCGCGCUGGUGGCCCAGGAGUGGGGCUGUUACAUUGGCUGGUGGAGCCCCCUUCCUGUCUUCUCCCUUUGUUCCAGAGCCGUGAUGGUGAGAUCACUGUUCAGAGCUGGGGGACGGCCCCUUAGUACAAAGAGAGCAAGACCUCCGCACCCCCGGGAGCCCUACAGUUUGUCUGACUCAAACCAGCUCUCCUCAUUUGGGCCUGAAGGCUAUGAAUUCAGGACUGGCCUUAAGCACUGAGUCAAAUAAUGAAUUGCUUCUUCCCCCUCCCGACUGACCAAAAUUUCGACAAUGAUAAUGUUCACUAGAAGGAAAAAAAUCAGUUCUGUGCACUUUACGUUGUUAUUUUAAUUUUUUAUUAAGAAAAACUUUUUUUAUUUGACAGAAUUUGCCUUCUAUGUAUAUAUGUGCAUAAAGGGUGGUGUAAAUAUACUAAACAAACUUAUAUUUCAAUAAAAGGGAG
Molecule: messenger RNA, 1209 nt
Organism: Fukomys damarensis (Damara mole-rat)
Lineage: Eukaryota; Metazoa; Chordata; Mammalia; Rodentia; Bathyergidae
Gene: Fjx1
Product: four-jointed box kinase 1
Exons: 1
Biological process (GO): cell-cell signaling
Source: RefSeq, a predicted model, not a curated record